Messenger RNA from Aphis gossypii (cotton aphid), 2038 nucleotides. RefSeq names its product major facilitator superfamily domain-containing protein 12-like. The record is from RefSeq and is a predicted model, not a curated record. Gene Ontology annotation, biological process: carbohydrate transport. Gene Ontology annotation, molecular function: symporter activity. Gene Ontology annotation, cellular component: membrane. The transcript is spliced from 9 exons. Bases 441 to 1898 code for a protein of 485 amino acids. Lineage: Eukaryota; Metazoa; Arthropoda; Insecta; Hemiptera; Aphididae.
UUGUGUUCAGGUUACAUCACAAUUCGUCGGCGGAACCGCGCGGGCUUCCAUCAUCGAAGAAACCUGUCGCAAGCCGCAGCUCAGUGUCUGUUGGCGAUCCGUGCUACACAGUUCGCUUGCUUUUUUUACAAUUAUUUUUAAUCCCGAUAUCAUAAUUUUAUACCUACAAAAAUAUAAUAUUUAAACAUCGUUUCUACGCGUUUUAUAUCAGCUGGUGUACCUAUAUAUAAUGUAAUACCGAUAUUAGAUAAUUGUGUUUCGGCGGUACCAAAAGACGACCAAUAGAUAUUAUAUAUUUAUACACCUGUUAUAUACCUGAGGGCUGAAGUUUAGACGGCUCAUCUUCGUGGAAGAAAAGCGUACAUGAUAUAAUAUGGUUUAUACUUUAUUAUAAUGCGUAUUUCAGGUUCGAUACGACUCAAUAAUAAUAAAAGUUAUUAAUGAACACGAUGAUGGAUCGGUGCGAGAACUGUGGCGAUGAAUACGAACGGUUGCUGAGCGAAGAGGAUGACCGUUCGUCGGCGGCCGAAGAUCAAUGUAGCGAACGCACGCUGCAUCAUCGGCAACCGCAACCCGUGGAUACCGGUCGGCGCGUCGCCUACGGCUUCGGACACGUCUUCAACGACAUCACCGCGGCCAUUUGGUUCUCUUACACCAUGGUAUUCAUGCAAAACGUUGUUGGUAUACCCUCGACCACCGCUGGAUUUCUGCUGUUUUUUGGUCAAACUGUAGACGCAAUAGCAACACCAUUUGUGGGAAUCAUGGUUGACAAAUUUGGAAAAAAGAAAAAUUGGGUGCUAUUAGGCACUGUGAUGGAAGCCAUAAGUUUUCCGUUAAUAUAUUACGUUUGGAAUCUAUCGAUUUUUGUAACUACUUUGAUAUAUAUUUGCGCAAUAUUAACAUUCCAAAUGGCCUGGGCUCUUGUUCAAAUUUCUCAUUUGUCGUUAAUACCAGAGCUAACUGAUUUGUCUUUGGAGAGAGGCAAAUUAACUUCUAUAAGAUAUGUAUUCACUGUGUCCACAAAUAUUUUAAUGUUCAUAAUUGCUUGGUUAGUGUUUAGAGGUGUACGGAAUAACGGAAAUAUGGGUAGUCUCAUUGGUCCUAACGACUCAGAAAAAUUUCAAAUGUUAGCAUUAAUUGCUACUACAAUUGGAGUGUUUUCUGCGUUUAUUUUCCACGGGCUAUUGAAAAGUCCACGAAAUACCAAUAAGAAAUUGAUGUACAGGCAGAAUCGACAGAUAAAUUUUGAUAAAAUACUACAAUUUUGUAAAAACGUUCAUCUAUAUCAAGUGGCUAUAGUGUUUACGACUUGUAAGCUGUUAAUAAAUAUAGCUCUGAUCUAUAUACCACUAUUUAUCAACGAAUCGGCUAUUAACGAAUCUGGUACCAUUGCUAGCAUACCGUUGGUGGCGUAUAUUUCUUCUUUGAUCACAUCUAUUGGCGUGGAAUACGUUAAACCAUAUUUUAAAUCUGAUAAAGCAAUCUUUACAAUUGGUAGUGUAAUAUCAAUUUUUGGAUCAUUAUUGGUAUUCUUCAAUCCUAAUAACGCAUUAACAUAUCACUACUUAUGUUUAGCUGCUAUAUGCUUUGGUUCAGGAAGUGCGAUAACUUCAGUUUUGAGCCUUAGUGUCACCGCCAAUCUUAUUGGAAAUGAUACAGAUUGUGGAGCUUCCAUAUAUAGUUCCGUGACAUUUUCUGACAAAUUAAUUAAUGGUUUAGUUAUCAUUGGAAUAGAAUUCAUGAAAUGCACUGAUUUGGAAAAAUGUUCACAUUAUUAUAGAGAUGUUUUAGCAUUUAGCAGUGGAUCACUUGCACUCAUUGGUUUAUUAGUAUUUUUAACAAUACCAAAAAUACUUAUAAAAGCAACAAAGAGUUCAUCAUCGCAUAUAGUUAUUUAAAUUAAAUUGUACAAGUAAAAUAUGUUCCUCUGUUAUUUUUAAGGUUUGAAAAUAUUUUGAUUAUUUUAGUAGAUGGUAAUAACUAAUAAUUAAUAAAUAAUAACAUGUUUAAUUUAAAUAUAAUGUAUAUUAUAUAUUUA